Molecule: messenger RNA, 462 nt
Organism: Symbiodinium sp. CCMP2592
Lineage: Eukaryota; Dinophyceae; Suessiales; Symbiodiniaceae
Source: the annotation of a GenBank genome assembly
AUGGACAGGGGGCGGAGGGAAGAGUCGCCCAUGAAUGCCCAAAGGGCCAUGGUGAUGCCUCCUGCUGUGACCCGCAUCUUCGAGCGCGUGGACCGAUUGGAGCCCCUCUUCGCACAUCGAGCUCACAAGGGCAAGCGACUUGGGCCGUUGCUGCAACAGUCUCCGCCUCCAAGUUUUCCAGAUCCUGUUAUUGACCUGGAAAGCCGGCCACCUCGUCACAGAGGAGACUCCUGGGACUUUCGAGGUGCGGACGACCAGAGCCCGAGGCAAAGAUGCGCCGACGUAGAGGUGUCGGAACCACGAGGCCGGGCGGCAGCCUUUAGCCAGUCCUACCCCCACCCUGCCUUUGCAUCGCCUCGACCGCCCAUGGGGCCGCGGUCCCCGCGCAGCCCGGCAAGAAGCAUCAUCUUUCGAGCUGUCUCAGCAGUCGCAUUGUUUCAAGUCGAAUCUGGACCAAGGUAA